This is a messenger RNA of Anguilla anguilla (European eel), 2688 nucleotides long. It is a transcript of the gene mre11a, whose product is annotated as MRE11 homolog A, double strand break repair nuclease. The record is from RefSeq and is a predicted model, not a curated record. NCBI's taxonomy places the organism in Eukaryota, Metazoa, Chordata, Actinopteri, Anguilliformes, Anguillidae. Gene Ontology annotation, biological process: meiotic DNA double-strand break formation; double-strand break repair via nonhomologous end joining; mitotic G2 DNA damage checkpoint signaling. Gene Ontology annotation, cellular component: Mre11 complex; nucleus. The coding region runs from base 278 to 2410 and encodes 710 amino acids. Gene Ontology annotation, molecular function: manganese ion binding; DNA endonuclease activity; 3'-5'-DNA exonuclease activity. The transcript is spliced from 20 exons.
AGUUCGAAUUCACGUGUGUUCUUAUAAAGCAUUUGCAGGAAAAGGUAAAAAUAAUAAGGGACCCAACGCAAUGCUUUGCUACUCAAAAUAACGUUGCUGAAGUUGUGUCCAUUACAGGGUAGUGUGUGCUGUUCAUCUCCAAUGAGACUGGUGUUGCAUUAGUUUCAACUAAGACGACAUCCUGACCAAGCUAACUGAAAAAGAAAGUCAGCUAACAUUACCUAGCAAAGAUUCCUGGGAUUUGAGACCUUAUUUAUUUUGACACCUUGACAUCACAAUGACAUCAGAGAACGCUAUGGAUGAUGAAGACACCUUUAAGAUUCUCAUUGCUACGGAUAUUCACCUGGGGUACCUAGAGAAGGAUGCGAUCAGAGGGAAAGACACCUUUGUGACAUUUGAAGAAAUUCUCAAACAUGCCAAAGAGAACAAAGUGGAUUUUAUUCUACUGGGGGGUGAUCUUUUCCAUGACAACAAGCCCUCCCGUGGAGCAAUGCACUACUGUAUGGAACUGUUGAGGAAGUACUGCAUGGGAGAUCGGCCCAUCAUGUUUGAGAUCUUGAGUGACCAGGCUGUUAAUUUCGGCAACAGCAAGUUCCCGUGGGUGAACUACCAAGACGAGAACUUGAACAUCUCUAUCCCUGUGUUUAGCGUACAUGGGAACCAUGAUGACCCCACUGGGGCGGAUGGUCUUUGUGCCCUGGACCUCCUGAGCUGUGCAGGACUUGUCAAUCACUUUGGUCGCAGUAGGUCUGUGGAGAAGAUAGAGAUUAGCCCCCUUCUGCUGCAGAAAGGGAGCUCCAAGAUUGCUAUGUAUGGAAUUGGGUCCAUACCUGAUGAGAGACUGUACAGAAUGUUUGUCAACAACCAGGUGACCAUGCUACGGCCACGUGAGGAUGAAAGCAGCUGGUUCAAUCUGUUCGUCAUCCAUCAGAAUAGGAGCAAACAUGGAGCCACCAACUACAUCCCAGAGCAGUUCCUGGAUGACUUCCUGGACCUGGUGGUGUGGGGGCAUGAGCAUGAAUGCAAGAUUACCCCUGUGAGGAAUGAACAGCAGCUCUUCUAUGUGACACAGCCUGGCAGCUCUGUGGUGACGUCACUAUCACCUGGGGAGGCUGUCAAAAAGCACAUUGGCCUCCUGCGAGUGAAAGGCAGGAAGAUGAACUUGCAGAAGAUUGCCUUGCAGACUGUCCGGCAGUUCUUCAUCCAGGACGUGGUGCUGGGGGACCAUCCUGACCUUUUCAACCCUGACCACCCCAAGGUCAUGCAGAAGGUGGAGGGCUUCUGCCAGGCAAAGGUUGAAGAGAUGCUGGAGGAGGCUGAGAGGGAGCGUUUGGGGAAUCCACUGGUGCCUGAGAAACCACUUAUCCGCUUGAGAGUGGACUACAGUGGAGGAUUUGAGGCCUUCAAUACAAUGCGGUUCAACCAGAAGUUUGUGGACCGCCUAGCCAACCCAAAAGAUGUCAUCCACUUCUUCAGGCACAGAGAAACCAAGAGCACAAAAGGUGAGGACAUUGACUUUGAUCAGAUCCUGAGCCGAACCUCCUCUGACGUGAUGCAGCUGAGAGUGGAGGACCUGGUGAAGCAGUACUUUGAGACGGCUGAGAAAAAUGUGCAGCUGUCUCUGCUGACGGAGCAGGGCAUGGGUAAGGCCGUGCAGGAGUUUGUGGAUAAGGAGGAGAGGGAUGCCAUUGAGGAACUCAUUAACUACCAGCUGGAAAAGACCCAGCGUUACCUGAUGGAAAGGAGUGUGGAAGCAGUGGAAGAGAAGAUCGACGAAGAGAUCCGUCGUUUUCGAGACUCAAAGAAGAACACAGCAGAAGAGGAUGAGGAAGUUCGUGAGGCCAUUAAUCGUGCAAAAGCCCACCGAGCACAAAACCCCGGAGACCCCUUCCUGGACGAUGACAUCAGUCCCUCUGAGGAAGCCGAUGUUGCCAUGGAUUCUGAUGAUGCCUCUGCCCCACCUUUACCCACCCGUGGCAGAGGAAGGGGCCGGGCACGAGGUCAGAGUUCAUCAACCAGAGGAACUUCCAGAAGGGGCAAGGGUGCUGCAGUGCCAUCUGAGUCCAAGCCAUCUGGGAGAGGACGUGCCCAGAAGAUAGUCAGCCCUGUGAAGAGCAAGUCCAUCAUGGAGGCCUUUCAUGGAACUUCGCAAAGGCCUUCCAGAAGUGCAGCUCCUAAGAAUUACACAGAUGAGGUCACCAUUGUUGAUGACUCAGAUGAAGAUGUGUCCAUCACACGACCAUCCAAGCCAGCACAGAGGAUCUCCUCUCUUUCCUCAAGUAGGCAGGGUUCUCAGAGCCAAAGCCAGUCAUAUAAAGGUGUCUGUUAUGAUGAUGACGAUGACGAUGACGAGUUUGAUCCAUUUAAAAACUCCAGUAGCUCUCAUGGAAGACGUGGAAGAAAACAGUGAGAAAAAGAUAUCUACCAACCACUACUGCUCACACUACUCUCUCAGUUCCAUUUGUUUUUGCUUUGAAUGGACUGAUACUCCUCCCAGCAUCCUUCAGUUUAAAAGCAUAUUCUUGAAUGAUGUGCUCUGGCUUCCAGUAACACUUUGUCUAUUUGUUGUAAUCAGACCAAUUAAAAACUGUGUCUAGAGGUACGGUAAAAGUUAUCCAAGGUUCAAGACGUUAUUAUUGGACUUGUGGUGUGUUAUUGUUCUUUUUUUAAAAUAAAUUUUUACUCCCA